AUGGUCAGGCGAACACGAUGCUCCGAAGAGAAGCAUUGGGUCCGAAUCAAGCCACAUAGAUCACUUGGAGAGGCGGACUUCAUCCUCAAUACCAAGAAUAAACCUGCCAUUAACCGGAGAGCAAGCAAGCGCUUGCUUUUCGGCCGUUGGUUCAGCCCGGCUGAGAAGGGGUCCCUCAUUUAA
Molecule: messenger RNA, 183 nt
Organism: Pyricularia oryzae 70-15
Lineage: Eukaryota; Fungi; Ascomycota; Sordariomycetes; Magnaporthales; Pyriculariaceae
Exons: 2
Coding region: 1-183 (60 amino acids)
Source: RefSeq, a predicted model, not a curated record